AUGACUCUUGGUUCAGCCUGACGAAUCUUGUCAUGGGCGGCGUUGCUGGGAUAGGUGCCGUUGUUGCGGCACCCGUUGUGCUAGGGGCAGCUGGGUUUGGAGCCGCUGGUGUUGCGGCCGGAUCGUUGGCGGCUGCCGUUCAGGGACCAGCAGUUGUUUCCGGGAGUGCAUUUGCGCUUGCGCAGAGUGCAGGUGCGGCUGGUCUUGGAGUCGGGGCUAAGGCCGCAUUGUUUAUGGGAGGGGCGGCUGCUGGGUCUGCAGCCAGCAAGAAGAACGAUGAUGAAUAAACACAUUUGUCAACUGUUAUAUUUUGUUUCCAUUAAAUACACUGUGCUUAUAGUUAUAUUUCAAUUGUUUAGACCACCUUGAAUAUAUAAUUAAAAAUAUGUAAAGGUUUAAACACUUUAAAUUGAAAAAAAGUUCUACUUAUUGAAUUAAAUGGUGUAUUCAUUGCUAAGGCAACCGUAAAGAGAAUUAUUAUUAUUUAAUCCUAUUAACUUGAUUAUAUUAAGACAAUGCAAAUAAGUAUCAACUUUUGUUACAAUCCAGUUAUGUUUAUUCAUUAGCUUUCAAACUAUUAGUUGUUGUAUAUCGUUGCAUCUCUUUUUUAUUAUACGUUUGAACUUCAAUAUAACCAACAUUUAUUCAACACUCAACUGUAAUAAAGCUUCUUUGAAAUGAAAUAAGUUUAUUUUCAUUCAUACAUAGAUUCGGGUCCGUGUAUAAACCGUCUUUUCGUUUUUCGUUUUUACAAUUGAAAGUAUAACACGAAAAAGGAACAUAAAUAUCAUUUUUGGUUUUUCUAAUGAUUGAAUAGAAAACUAAAAUUUAUAGACUUGAAAGAGCGAUGUUGACUGGGAUCAAAAUAUAUACAACCGUUGCCUGAACACGGGUUUCAAAACUCUAAUCCCCAUUGCCACAUCUUGAAAAUUAUUCUACUUAAAC
Molecule: messenger RNA, 945 nt
Organism: Mya arenaria
Lineage: Eukaryota; Metazoa; Mollusca; Bivalvia; Myida; Myidae
Product: interferon alpha-inducible protein 27-like protein 2
Exons: 2
Coding region: 33-287 (84 amino acids)
Cellular component (GO): membrane
Source: RefSeq, a predicted model, not a curated record